ACAUCUCUCUAUCCCCGCGAAGAUCUCACAUCAGACCUAUCGCUCCAUAUAGCCAUUCGCUUCGUAACCAAUUGACGAACCCUCCGCCAGCCAAUCAGCCUCCCACAGCGCAUCUCCCCACCACCACCCCAGCAACCCCAAUCCCCUACCCCCACCAAAAUAACCAAAGCCCUACCCCAAGAAAUGUGCCUCGUCACCACAAAACCCACCUACCGCCACGAGCCCGGCGUCCUCGACCCACCACCGCACCGCUCGCGCUUCUCCGCCCAUCCGCCACCCGGCGUCGUGCGCCUACCCCGUGGAUCCACGCACUCGUACCGCCGCUCGUCUACUACUAGCUUUAGCGACUCUGCGCCCAGAGUGGUGGAGUAUCGGCGCGAGAGGCCGAGGGAGAUCGAGUGGGUGGAGGAGCCGAGGAGGAGUAGGAGUAGGAGUGUGCUGAGGGAUGGCGGGGCGAGGGGGAGUAGGGGGAGCUUUGUUGAGGAUAGGAGGAGGAGUGUUAGUCGGGUUAGGUAUGCUUAGGGGGUUGGGAGGUUAGGGAGGUGUUGGAUGGGAUGGGGGACUGGGCGGUGAGGUGGAUGUUUCUGAGGGUUUUGGGUGGAGAGGGGAGAGGUGUAAGAG
Molecule: messenger RNA, 621 nt
Organism: Trematosphaeria pertusa
Lineage: Eukaryota; Fungi; Ascomycota; Dothideomycetes; Pleosporales; Trematosphaeriaceae
Exons: 1
Coding region: 184-522 (112 amino acids)
Source: RefSeq, a predicted model, not a curated record